Brachypodium distachyon (stiff brome) is the source of this 1272-nucleotide messenger RNA. Its product is annotated as phosphatidylinositol transfer protein 1. Bases 132 to 983 code for a protein of 283 amino acids. NCBI's taxonomy places the organism in Eukaryota, Viridiplantae, Streptophyta, Magnoliopsida, Poales, Poaceae. The transcript is spliced from 10 exons. The record is from RefSeq and is a predicted model, not a curated record. Gene Ontology annotation, biological process: phospholipid transport.
UUGUUCCAGAAUCCUUCAUUGCCUUCUUGCGAAACGGGCAAAAGGCUCUUCCUCCUUCCAGUUUCAAAAGGAAAUCCAAACACGAAACUCAGCAAGACAUCGAGCUUGGCCAUCUCGAUUCUAUUUCAGCCAUGGUUCAGAUCAAGGAAUUCCGAAUCGUCAUGCCUAUGUCGAUGGAGGAGUAUGAAAUUGGGCUCAGCUACACCAUCAUGAAGAUGGAGCAGCAGAAUACAAACGGCAAGGAGGGCGUAGAGGUGCUGCAGCAGGCCCCGUUUGAGGAUGAGGAACUCGGUGAGGGCCAAUUAACUUCGAAAGUUUAUCAUUUGCAAAGCAAAAUUCCAUCUUGGAUGAAGGGCUUCGCGUCCACGAGUGCUCUCGCCGUGCACGAGGACUCCUGGUGUGCGUAUCCAAAGAGCAGAACAGUGAUCAAGUGCCCGCUUUUCAGCAAGUGUUCACUCACCAUUGACACCGUGAUUAGACCUGACAACGGCUGUUCUGACAAUGCGCAUAAUCUGACCAGUCAGCAACUAGCUGCAAGAGAGGUCGAGAUCAUCGACAUCGCAUCGGUAUCACGGGACUACUGGAGCAAAGUGAUCACUGCUCCGAAGGUCGACCUCACAACCUUUAAGUCCCAACUCACGAACCGAGGCCCUCUUCUGAAGGGGUGGAUGGAUUCUUGCCAUCCCGUGAUGACGACAUACAAGCUGGUGACCAUGGAUGCUCCCAUCUGGGGCUUGGGCGAGCGGCUCGAAGACUGCAUCAUCGCUGGGGAGAGGGCGCUGUUCCUGGCGUGCCACCGGCUGUGCUUCGCGUGGGUGGACGAGUGGCACGGCAUGACCAUGGAGCAGAUCCGGGACAUGGAGAGGCACAACGACCUACUCCUCAAAAAGACACUGAAGAAGGCUGCGUUGGCCGGGAGCAAGCACGAGGGCAAGAGGAAGUCUCUCAAAGACGAGAUCGCAGUGGUCGGGAGCUGCACGUAGCGCUGUAUGCUGCUUUGCUGGUUCCUGUGAAAGAUGGCCCAUUAAUUUGUCCCCGGUGGCUCAAUUGGGCGCAACAUGGCCGAAGCAAAUUCAGAUUCGGUGCGUCAAUUACGGCUAAAUUAACACUGUACAGUACUGUACAUAUAUGUCGUUUCAGAAACAGUGUACAUAAACAUGCGUGCGUCCGCUGAAGAUGCUGCGGAUAUGGUGUCCCAAGGCGUCCAUGCCCUGCCAGUGCGUGUGGUUCUCAACGUUAAAUAUUGGAGAUGAAAUGAUGCUUCAGAUGCUC